This is a messenger RNA of Plasmodium vivax (malaria parasite P. vivax), 20066 nucleotides long. RefSeq names its product dynein beta chain, putative. Gene Ontology annotation, cellular component: outer dynein arm. The transcript is spliced from 5 exons. Gene Ontology annotation, molecular function: ATP binding; dynein light intermediate chain binding; minus-end-directed microtubule motor activity. The coding region runs from base 1 to 19389 and encodes 6462 amino acids. The record is from RefSeq and is a predicted model, not a curated record. NCBI's taxonomy places the organism in Eukaryota, Apicomplexa, Aconoidasida, Haemosporida, Plasmodiidae. Gene Ontology annotation, biological process: microtubule-based movement; outer dynein arm assembly.
AUGGAGGAAGAAAUCAGUGAAGAGUUUAUAACCCUAUGGAUGGAGAACAAAAUAAGUUUCUCAAAGUACAGCUUUGAGAGCCUAUGGAACAAAAGUUACAACAAGGUGGUCCAAAAAUGGCUGCAAAGCGGGAGUAAUAAGAUACUGUUUAUACACCUGAUGGGGUGUGACGAGGAGACCAAGCUAAAUUUCUGCUUUGACUUUUCCAGCGAAAUUGUAGAAGAAAAAAUUGAUGAAUACAUUUUGUUCCUAAAAAUUAACAGCAAAAAAAUAACGCACGAAAAUAUAGAUAGCGUGGUACUGUACAACAAGGUGAACUGCAAAAUGAAGGAAAAUAUUUUAAAUUUAAUGGACCGAGUGUUUAUACCCAUGCUGGACAUGAAAAAUAGCUCCCCCAUAAACAUACAAAACGACUUUAACAUUACGACUAUCGAAUUUAUGACGUACAUAACGCAGCUGUUUUCCAAAAAUAAAUUAAUUUACUAUCCGAAGUUUUCAGUCGAGGAGAUUCAUUUGUUCUCCGCUGACAAGAAUUAUGUCCACUUGCUUGAAAGUCUGGUGGACCACUGGAUUGAUGACAUCCAAAAGUUGUUCAGCAAUAUCUACGACAAAGAAAUAAACUACCUGACGCUGAGUGAGUACAUUUCCGACGUAGAGAAAAAGCACAGCAUUUUAAAGGACCUCCUGGAAGAACUCAACUUGGAUGCCAUAAACUGCAUCCUAAACGUUUUGGAGAAGAAUAACUGCUCGAAUAUAAAAACGUACAACGGGUUGAUGACCCAGAUAAGGGAGAAGUGUGAAAAGCUGGAGGAGAAGCUGAAGGCGCUAAAAAUUCUGGAGGAACCCUUUACCAAUUUGGAUGAUGAUGUCUCUAUCGACCAUGUGUAUAACAUUUUGCCCAUCAUUGUAAAUAGGCUGAAAUUAAUUUUUACCUUUUCGAAAUAUUACAAAGAUUCGGACCAGAUAAACAGCUUGAUAACGCUUCUGCUAAAUGAGUUCAUUAAGAAGCUUCAUAAUUAUAUAGACCUUUCUAAGAUGUACACUAGGGAGGUUAGGCAGUUGUCCGAGACGCUAGACGAGUGCAUCAACUUUGUGUUCUACUGGAACUAUUUGGUGGACGUGUCGUUUAGCCGAUCGAGCGAGGGAAACUCCCCCUUCGACUCCAUCAUGCGGCAGAUGAAUCUGUCCAAUAUAACAUCCUUCAAGCAGAAGUGCACAGACUUGAAAGAAAUCUGCUUCGCGUGCGAGCAGUUCCUGUUCUGCGUGAAGGAGGAGGACAUAAAAACGCUGAGCUACGAGCACUACCACAUAAUCAAAAAAGGGUUCAACGACAUCGAACUGACCUUCUUCAAUGAGAUAAACAGAAUCCGAAACCUAAAGUACAACAUUUUGAGCAUAAAAAAUAACGAAUGGAGCAGCGAUUUUAAAAAGACAAAGGAAAUGAUAAAGGUGCUAGAAAGUAUAUUCAUCAACUUAAUUAAAAUAUCGUUUGAAAAUUCCAUCAACUUCGAAACGACCAUUUUUCUGUUUGACAAAUUUUACACCCUAGCGAUCACAGAAAAUAUAAAGUCCUUCAUGAAUAAGAAGGUGGCAGAUUUAUGGAACGAAUUUGUAAAGUACGUAGACACGUACUCCAAAUAUUUUGCCAACUUCCUGGAGAACCCAUUCAACUAUUUCUCAUACAACAUCAGAUAUGAAUACCACUCCUCCUGUGUCAUGCUCGCCAAAAAUAUCAGCCUAAAGCUGCAUCGAACGUUUGACAAACUGAAUAGACUCUUUUACCUCCCAAAGGUGAAGGAACAAGAAGCUGCCUACGAAAAGUACUUCAACUUGCAGAAUUCAAUUAAUACGUACAUAAAACAGAUUAACAACAUUUGGAUAAAUGAGUUAAAAACUAUUGCGACGAAGAAGAAUAACUCGCUUGUCAACACGCUGUUGGAUAACUCCAUCCUCAUGAAGGUGAAGGAGAAGUACCUGGAGAGCACCUACAAUAUGGAGAUAAAGAAAGUGCUCUCCGAAGUGAACUUUUGGCUAAAAAUUAAAGACGAAAAGAUAUUUCUCCCUAAUGUGAUUAUCGAAAUAUCUUUUCAUGAGGAGAGACUUAAAACGUGCAAGGAGUAUGUAAACCGACUCGUCCGAAACUACAAUAACAUCUGCAUGAUGAUGAGCAGCGACCAGUAUAAAAUAUUCGAAUACGUGCUCAGAAAUAUGUUCUCUAACAUUGAGAACACCGUGUUUAAGUACAACUGGAAUAAGGACAACAUAAAAUUGAGCGUGCUCUUCAACUUCCUAAAUGAGUGCAUCCACAUAAAGUCCAUCAUUGCCGCUUUCAAGAAGAACGAUGAAAAGAUAAGAGACAUUCUCAACGAAAUAGAAAAAAUAUCCAUCAUCGCUAUUGAUGAUAAGAGAACGUACACACUGGAGGAGUUUGAAGAAGACCAGAACAUCAACCUCGAGGGGAUAAGAAGCAUUUUACGAGAUAAACACUCUAACAUUGUUAAAAUUUUGAAAGAAAUUCUUCUCUAUAUUGAAAAAUAUUCUAACAAAAGCUUAAAUGCCUUCAAGAGCUACAUCGCCAAUAUUGAGAGGAACUACCAGGAGAAGUACUUCAUUUCGGUGAAGGUCUCCCUAUACAACUACUACAAAUUGCUGACCGAUAAAAUUAGCAACGACGCGGUGGAGAACUACCCCCUAUUUAAAAUCUAUGUAACGUUGAAUAGCAAAAAGGAACUCGUGUAUGACUUUUCCCACCAGUCUGCAAAGAACCUCACGGACGAAAUUUACAAAAAAGCUUCCGAUAUAUUUUUUAGCUUCCCCAAAUUCAGCGUCGUCAUCUUCAAAAAUAGACAAAAGCAGGUGAAGAAAAAACUGGCCUUCGCCUUCAGCACUACAAAUGCGAACGAUAAGGAUAUGCAGAAUGACGCCAAGGAAAAUCAGCUCAAGAAAAAUGAUAAUAACAACCAGUGCAGCAAACUGCUCAGCCAAAUUAACAACAUCUACGUCAACUUUAUGGAGAAGCUGAAGGAAAAAAUAAAGUGGCUCAAGCACUACAAUUUGAAGCUCCUCAGCUUGAAUGAGGACGACUUGCUGCACAGCCUCCACUCGGCUGAGGACACCAUGACGUAUGUCUACAGCCAGAUAAGCGUGUUCAGGAAUUUGGAGGAAAAUAUAAAGCAGGACAUUGAUAAGGAAAUCAUCCUCUUCAUCGAAAUAAACCUGAGCACGCUGAAGGAGGAACUGCUGGCGGACUUCAAAAAGUAUAAAGACCUAUUCCUGGAUUACAUAAGCGCAAAAUGUAAAAGGAAGCUAGAAGAGCUGCACGCCUUCUUUAAAGAGAACAGCAACAAUCUUCUCAAAACUGCUGUGGACAUAAACGACCUGAAAGAACACAACGCCCUCCUGGAGCACUGCAGUAGGAACUACGCAGGACAUAAAAAGGAAUUGGAAGUUUUAGAAGAAGACUACCUAAAACUGAUAGAAUUAAAAGGUGAAUUAAACGAAGAUGAGAUAAUGAAAUUGAAGACCUCUUCCACCCUGUCAAACAAAUUUGAAGCGCUACUGAAGGAGAGUAGAACCAUGUAUCUGGACACUAAGGAAAAAAUGAAAAAUGAAAUUAAAAAUGCGUACAACGAAUUUAACAAACUGUGGCAAAAGAAGAAGUUAGUUUUUUAUAAAGAAAUGCCAAUAAGUAUUGACAACAACCCGAAUGACGUCCUAGACAUGAUCAGUUUUUAUGAGGACGAAUUGAAGAGCAUCAAACAGAUGCAGGAAGGACUGAAGAAUAAAAUAAGUCUUUUCAACAUAGACGACGUGUGUGAUGAGCAGAUAAAUGACAUGGAGGUAGACCUAAACCAUCUGAAGAGCAUAUGGAAGAUGAUCAAAUUUUGGCAAACCGUUUUCGACUUUGUUAAGAACGUUAGUAUAUUCUUCCUAUACGAUAUAGUGAACGAUCUGCUUGUGCUGGUGAGGGAGUAUAAAAAGGAACACCUGAGCGACACGCUGGGGUUUAUUCAGCAGGAGCAGGCAUCCGAAAGCGACUUGGACAUUUCUAGAGACCAAGAGAUGGAUAGAGAACCAGACCAACUGGAGAGCAGCUACUCUGCUGGCUUCCACCCCAGUGGACACAAAAAGGAUGAGGCGAAUGCAGAAAAGGAAGAAUAUGGAAGAGGUAACCAAAUAGCUGCUCAGGAAGCCAAAAAUUUAAACAUAAAAUCGUUCCUAAAUCAGCUAAAAACGAACUUCCUGGACAUCUUCGAGCAGUUCUUAAUAAAUAUGAAAAGAAGGAACACCUGGGAGAUCUACAAAGAGCUAAAAAACAACGUCGGGAAGCUCAAGUUUUCCCUAAUCCUCGUGGAAAUACUAACAAACGAGUGCAUGAAGUAUAGGCACUUUAAAGAAAUAGAGCUGAAGACAUCUGUCCAGUGGAACCUCAGCAACAUCACCCUACAUGAUAUCAUAGAGCAAAAGUUAUAUAAAGAAAUAAAGUUCAUCACCAUCCUGUACAACAACGCAGAGAAAGAGAUGUUCAUAGAAAACAACUUAAAAAAAAUUAUAAGCAAAUAUGAAAAUAUGAAGUUAUCUAUACAGAAUUGUAAAUCUUCUCUGCUAAUCCAGGACACAGAAAAAAUUUUUAACAACAUCAAUGAGGAUCUCUUCCUGCUGAAUAACAUCAAAAUUUACAACUUUGACAUAAAUUUUUUAAAAAAAACGGAAAAGUGGGAAGGAAUAUUAGGCAACCUAUAUGACAACCUAGAAAUUAUCUUCUUCAUUCAGAACAAAAAUGAGUACUUAAAGUCUAUUUUGUCCUCUUCAGACGAAAUGAAGCCACACCUGAAUAAGAUAUACGAGCAGUACAACCUGUGCAAUCAGAGGUUUGUCAAAAUGGUUAGGGGAUUCCAAAAUGGGUAUGUCCUAGACAAGAUUAACAACUGUAACAAUGUGCGGACUUUUCUGCAAAUACAAAAGCAGCUAAACUUUAUAGAGAAAUCUUUGGAGAGUUACUUGGAGAAGAAGAAAAGCUCCUUCCCCAGAUUUUACUUCUUAUCCAAUAAAGAAAUUUUAGAAAUACUCGGCAUAUACAAAAAUCCAAUGCUUUUGAAAAAAAAAAUUCAGAAAAUAUUUUCCUCCAUUUAUUCGAUCGAAUUUGUGUCCUCAGAAAAAAAAAUGCAUUUUCAAAAAAAUAACUCAAAAUGUGUUACUGCACACGAUUACAACAAAAGCAGCGUCAGUUUUAAUUACAAAAAGGGGACUCAUAAAAGUACCUCCAAUUUUAAUAAGGACAAAUGCCAAAGGGAGGACUUCCCAAACACGUUUGAGCAGGGCAUCUCAAAUGUAGACAACGCAGAUAAUAACUCUUCCUCCUAUUUUGACAUCUAUAUUUUUUCCCAAUACAAAGAGAAGAUAAAACUGCACAACAAGAUGAAACUAAAUUAUGAAUCCUCCACUAUCAUUCUGAAUAAGUUGGAGGAAAACAUCUUCGAAACGUUGAAGCUCGAUUUGGUAAAUGUGCAGCUAGAGUUGAAAGAAAAAAAUUUAAAAAACUGGAUCUUGAACAACCCUCAGCAGCUCGUUUUGGCCAGCAAGUGCAUCAAUUUUACGAACGAUUAUGAGCACUUUCAAAUUCAAAUUAACAAAGGAUCGCACAUUUUUGUAAACCAAAUGAAGAAGCAAAACCAUAAGGAGCUCCUCUUCCUCACAGAUUUAAUUAAAACGAUCAAGGAUAAAAAAAAUUACAUCAAAAUCAGCGCCUUGAUCAUCCUCGAAAGUUAUUACAAAGAUGUGGCAGAAAAACUGAUCAAAAAUAAAAUAGAAUGCAAUGACAACUUUUUGUGGAUGUGCCAGCUGAAAUAUAUUUUGUCUGAGGAUGAGUACGACGAGAGUUCCCAUUUUCAGAAAAGCUUUUCAUCCAACGAUGCAGCGGAAAAGGCAGACUGUGUGGCUGCAGAAGGUGCUGCAAAAAAUGCCUACAAAAAGGGCAGCAGUAGGCACGACCUAGAGCAGGAUUUGCCCAACGUUAGGGGUGCAACCCAUGUCGGCGACGGGGUAGUCUCCUCAAUCGGGGUGGUCUCUUCAACCGGGGCGACCGAGUCGAACGCAGCAUCGGCAGUCAGCACAAAUGAGAGGAACAAGAGCAAAGCGCACCUCCCAGGGAGCAAACCUGUCAGUAGCAAAAGUGGAUCCACUGCGGUGGGGAAAUGUACGAAACGGGAAAAGUUCACCGACGGUAAAGGCGGCAGGAAGGUUGGCAACCGAUCAAGUGUAAGUGGAAAAACUGCUGCAGAGGGAGGCGCUAAAGGAGUGGGGAAAGAAGGCCCCCUGGAAAAGGAGGAGCCGCAGGAUAGGGGCGAAAAUGAGGCAGACGAGGAAAAGGACGAGUACGAAGAUGAGGGGGAAGCGGCGGAGGAGGGAAAAGAGGGGGAAGAAAAUCAAGCAGACGAGGAGGACGAUGUGGGAGAAGUGGGAGAAGCGGAUGACGCAGACGAGGCGGACGACGCAGACCAAAUAGACGAUGAGGAGGAAGCAAACCUAGUAGACGAUGAGGAGGCAGACCAAAUAGACGAAACAGACGAAGCCGACGUGGAAGCAGAGCAGAGGGACCCCCCCGGAGAAGGAGCUAAAGUCUUCCAAAAAGGCAUCCUUUCCAAGAGAAAUAAACCCGCAAAAGAUCACCUGGGAGAACCCCCCGACAGCGUAGCGGCAAAGGAUGCCCUCAAGGCAGAUAAUCUAAGCGCUGCUGAUCUAGCCAACAAAAAUAACAAACAACUCAAGUACCUUAAAACGAUAAAUCUGAUGAUAAAUAAAUCGAUGACGCUAUAUUUACACUAUUUUAAUAAUAAGAAAAAAUACGCCUAUGAGUACCAAGGAAAUACAAACAGGCUAGUCAUCACCCCUCUGACCGAGAAGUGCUUCUACUCCUGUUUGUUUUCUUUAGACAAUUUUUUUGUGAAUGCUAUAAAGGGCGAAACGGGUGUUGGAAAGAGUGAGACCAUCAAAGAUUUUAGCAGAAUUUUUGGGACUAAUAUUAUAUCUAUAAAUUGCAACAAUAAUAACACGUCGAAAUAUAUAGGGAAUAUUUUAUCCGGCAUUUUGCAGUCAGGAUUUUGGUGCUGUUUUGACGAAUUCAACAGAAUAGACGAAAAUGUAAUCGUCAUCGUGGUUGAACAAUUUAGGUGCAUCAAGCACAUCGUGCAGAAGUUCCAAUUUGACAGUAGCUGUGCGGACGGUCAGCAGGAGUAUUUUAAUUACGAGGACAUAUCCUCUUACCAUCAAAUGGCCAAGUGGAGACCUCCCAUUGGUGCAGAAAAGGUUGGUAACCACUUAUUGAACACGCAGUGUAGUGAAGCGCAGGACGCUGCAUCCUCCAAAGGGGAGAAAAAGAACGCUUCUCAAUUCAGCGUGAGGGUAAAUUCGAAGGAGGCGAAUUCUGCAGCCCCAGUGAACAAAGAAGGGGGUGAUAAAUCCGGCGAGUGCGUUAAGUCGAGGGGUCUUUCCGAGGCUCACAAAGGGGGAAACACCAAUGGAAGUGGUACUGGUAGUGGCAACAAUGGAAGCGGUACUGGUAGUGGCAACAAUGGAAGCGGUACUGGCAGUGGCAACAAUGGAAGCGGUACUGGCAGUGGCAACAAUGGAAGCGGUACUGGCAGUGGCAACAAUGGAAGCGGUACUGGCAGUGGCAUCCCUCAGGGAAGCCUCUCCCUGGAGUUCCACUCACCAGUAGGCAGCGGACACGCCUUCUUCGAAGGGCAACACAUCAAGGUAAAAAACAACUGCUCCAUCUACCUCACGCUGUGCAAAAAUAAUGACAACUGCUUGUACUCGCUAGAAAAUUACAACAACGUGAUUCAGGAGUUCUCCUUUAAGCCCCCCAACUUUUAUCUUAUUUGCCAAUUUUCCCUAACCUCCAUUGGAUUUAAAAACGCGAAAAAGCUAUCCAAAAAAAUUAACAUCUGCUACAGCCUACUGUACGAGUUUCUAUCAAAGCAGGAACAGUACAUAAUUGACUUGCGAGAAAUAAAGAAGUUUUUAAAUUUAGUGUCUGAAGAUUUUAUCUCAAACAAUAAAAUAAAAAGUGAAGAGGAAAUUAUUUACGACGCCCUGGUGGAGGUUAACGAAUCUAAGUUGUUGAAGGACGAUCUGGACAUCUUUUACAAUUUCCUCAAGGAAUUAUUCCCACUUGUAAAAAAAAAAACAGAAAAGAACAAAAAUAAUGACCUUUCUGUGAAAAUUAUUGCAGACAUUAUGAGCAACAUGGGGUAUACCAUAAACGACUACUACAUAAAUAGCAUUUUAAAGUUACACAAAAUUAAAAAAACGAAUAAAGGAAUUGUCCUAGUGGGGAGGUCUUGCACAGGGAAAACGAGCAUUAUAAAUAUCUUCAAGCAUUAUUGCGAAAUUGCCAGAAAUGCCAACGUUUUAAGGGGGGGUGUCAUCAACUCGAUGGAGAAUGAUAGCAAAGAUGGGAAGUUCCUGCGCCAUGAGGGGGAGGGCAAUGGCAAGGAGGUCUCCCCCUACGAGAGCGGCUAUGGCACCACCAACAAUGGUGAGAUAAGCCGCCCCAUGGACGACUUCGCCUAUAUGAACCAAAUAAAUAACGUCCCUUCGAGCGCUUCGCUGAACAGUAAGGGGACGUACGAGAGCUACAAUUUGCUUUACCCGGUGAAUUUAUUCUCUAAUAAGUACAAAAAUCAGGGAAACGCAAGCAUGAUUGGAAAAAAUAACAGCGGCAACGGGGUCAGCCACAGCACCGGCCACAGUAGCCUCAGCGGAAGCGUCAAAAAGUUGAGCAAACUCAGCAGCGCCCAUUCUAUGCAGAGCAAAAAUUCGACGGGGGCGCUACUCGACUUUGCGAACAAGUAUAAGAAGAACAUCCACACGAAUGACUAUUCCAUAGACAUCACCGUCUUUAACCCCAUGUCGACGGAUGUGAAGAAGCUGUAUGGGUACUACAACUCCGAGAAGGAGGUGUACGAAGAUGGCAUUUUGUCUCUAAUAAUGAAAAGGCUCUUCGAGAAUACUAACAAUUUGAAUGAAAAGUGGUUGAUCUUGGAUGGGCCCUUGGAUAUCCUGACGACUGAACCGCUGCACUCCCUCUUGGAUGAAAACAAAGUGCUAACGCUAAUAAACGGAAAUAGAAUAAAAUUUGCAGACAAUGUGUUCAUAUUUUUUGAGAUAGAAAAUUUAAAAAAUUCCGCCCCCUCUUUUAUAAGUCGGUCCAAAAUUGUUUACAUGAAUGAGGAAGAAUUCAACUACGAGUGGCUGAUCGAGAGUUACUUGCAGAGCAACUUCCCCAACGUGGAGGAAAAAAACCUGGUGCAGGGCUUUUUCAACAAGUAUAUAAAAAAAAUUAUGAAUGCUAAGAGGAAUAAAUAUAACCUAAUUAUCGACGUGAGCGACGCAAAUGUUAUCAUUUCCAUUUGUCAGCUGUACGACAUGCUGUGCAAUUUGUACGAUAAAAAUUUCCCCAAAAAUUUGAACCCCUCCUUAUGCCUAGAAAAGUUAUUUCUCCAAUCUAUUAUUUACACCUUUUCGAAUAUUUUGUGCCCCAAGAGCAAGGAGUCGCUGGACCUCCUGAUCAAAAGCAUAGACAACAGCUUCCCCCACCUGCACACCAUUUUCGACUACAUAAUUAGCAAGAACAACUUUAACUGGGUGCUGUGGGAUGAGCUGAUCACCACGAAUCAUAACUUCCUGCCGAACGUGAAGGAGAAGUUUUUUUCCUACGACAAUUACAACUUUUGCAAGAAUGAUAGCUCCAUGAAAUAUAUGAGCAUGAAUCAGCUCAGCGAAACGAUCAACCCCGAGACGGACUUUAACAAAUUCUUUCUCAGCAGCAAUUUGCACGUUAGCAAAAAUUUCAACAAGUACACCAUAAACUACAACAAUUUAUUUAGUGACAACCAUAAUAAUAAUACGCUCAACGUUUUUCAGACUUAUCACUCCAAUUUUAUACACACAAAUGCAAACAAUAUGAACGAUUCCAGUUUGCUGGACAAUUACCACAUGUUUAGCGACUACUCGAAGGAUAACGUCUACUCGAAUAAUAACUACCUCGAUUCGGACCUCUUCCAAACGUACAGCAAAAAUAUUUCUAACAAUUAUUUCUCGGAUAAUAGCUUCUCAAAUAAUAACUUUUCGGACAACUUACUCUCCUAUAGAAAUAAUAAAAGGGAUAAAAAUAACUUCCAGAAUGGGCACCAUGAGGAGGACUACAACGUCCUGAACGACAACUUUAUCGAGAGCUUUAAUAAAUCCUCCCUGAAAGAUAUUUACAACCAGAAGGAUAAUCUGACCCAAAAUGGGACUCAAAAAACAAAGGAGAAAUAUUUCCACCAAAAGUUCAAUGACAAUAUAUUUAUAGAAAAUGUAGAAUCGUUGCGGAAAAAAAAUAUCAUCAACAUUUUAAUGUACAACAAGAAGAACGUACUUCUCAUUGGAAACAAAUUCAGCGGAAAAACGUUCUUCAUGAAGUAUAACAUUUUGCCCUAUGUGAAGGAGGACAUUUCCAGCUACUACACCUUCAUUUCUAAGCUUUGCAAUUCGAAUAAGCUCGAAAAAAAAAUUGAAAUGAAGGUCGAAAAGAAGUGCAGAAAUAUUUACAAACCGGUGGGGAAUAAGAAGUGUCUCUACUUCAUCCUCGACGAUUUGAAUAAUCUUCAAAAGAGUGAUUCCUCCGGGUUGGACUACUUCUCCGAUGGUAAUGUCAACUAUGAGGGCAGCGGAAGGAACGCCCUCUUCGACUUCAACAUUAAUAGGAAGUGCAUUUCGAAGAAUAGCAACCCUAGUGGGGACAAUCCACAGGGGCAAAACAGAAAUGGGGAAAACGCAACCUCUACGAAUAAUACAAGCGUCUUUGAGUUCCUAAACCAAUUCAUUGACUACAACAUGUACUAUAGUAAGGACAACGGGUCUGUGAAAAAUGUGGAGAAUUUGUUCUUCUUCCUCAUAUAUGGAAAUAACAGAAAAUGUGCCUCCACCUUUAACAGGAAAUUGAUCAACCGGUUGCACGUGGUGCAUCUGAACGAGAUGGACGAGGCGUGUAUGAAAAAUACUUUCCACGUUUUCUUAAGACAUAAAUUUUCUAAUUUCCAUGAAGUGAUAAAAAAUUUGGCGGAACCUCUCUCCUCCUCAACCAUAAAACUCUUUUUCGACACCGCUAAAUAUUUCAAAGCCAACUUAAAUUGCUAUCAUUACUUCUUCCACUUGAAGCAUAUCUUUAAAAUAAUGAAAGGCAUGUUCCUUUCGGAGGCCCCCAUAUAUGAAGAGAAAGAGAGUGUACUCAGACUUUGGGUUAAUGAAUGUUUUCGCUCUCUUGGAGAUCAACUCAUUUUGAAAAAUGAAAGGAAAAAAUUUAAAAGCAUUUUAAAAAAUAUACUACAUAAAAAAUUCUACGUAGUUUAUAAUUACCUUUUCCCUAAGAAGAAGACCUCUUAUUUCUGCUCCUACAAUUUUCACGAUACGAAAAAUGAAAACCCCUACUUCUUCUACCAGCCUGUGUCCAAUGAAAAUGUCCUCAUCGAAUUUUUCAGGGGAGUCGUAUCUUCUUACAACACUUUUGUUCUGUGCACUUAUGACAAGAAGGUGAACGAGUACUUCAAAAAUCACGAGGCAGACGUGGGGGACGCCCGCGCGGGGGGCACCGGGAAGAAGGGCACGCCUUCUCGCAGCGCGAAGCGGCCACCCGCCUCCAGGGAAAACAGCCUGUAUGAGAUGUUCCAGCACGGGGAAGACUACCCUGGGGGGAGUAACUAUGAAAAUGGGGAGGAAAAUGGCUUCACAGGUGGGGAGGAAAAUGGCUUCACAGGUGGGGAGGAAAAUGGCUUCACGGGUGGAGAGGCAAACGGUUUCACCGCUGCAGAGACAAACGGCUUCACCGUUGGAGAGGCAAACGGUUUCACCCCUGCAGAGCCAAACGGCUUCACCGCUGCAGAGGCGAGUGAACACCCCGUGAACGCCUCGCUGGACAAGUCGCAGAAGAUGUCCGAGGAAAUAGCCGCCCUCGUGAGCAAGAACGACAACGAUUUUAAUAACAUUUGCAAUCCCAUCAAUUUUAUACUCUUCAAGGAGGCCAUGGUAAAUAUUUGCAAAUUUUCCCGAAUCUUUCUCUUCGAAAAUGAGCACUUCAUAUCGAUUGGAGACAGCGGCCCGGGCAAGUUCACGUGCUGCCUAAUUGCGUGUUUUAUAUACCAAAUAAAGAUUCAUGUAAUUAAAAAUUUCCACUAUGGGAAUGCAAAUGCAAAUGCUGGGAAAGGGGGAGACCCACGGGGGGAUGGGUUGCUCCAUGGGGGACACGACAUUGAUCGGUACAGUGCGAAGGGGGCCUCUCUGCUUGGCACUAUUAACACUAAGGAGGGGAAAAGAAGCCACGCAAGCGAGGUGAACGUAGAAAAGGGAGCAAUUAACCCAUCGGAAGGAGGGGCAGCACAGGUAGGUGUGGAAGCACAACUUGAGGGGGAAACCAUCGAGGGAGCCAACCCCCACGGGGAGUGCCGCCCUGAAGAGAGGCAAAAGAAAAAGGGAAAUCAAACAAACCCUGUUGUAAACAUUGCAGAGAAAGACGAAGCGAACAAAUUUCGCUCCACCUGGAUAAGCGGAAACAAAGACGCGUCCAUAAUAGAAAAACUAAAAUGCAAUUAUUUCAUAAAAAAAUUUAAAGAAGCGAUUUUCAACUGCUACAAGAAGGAGAAGCGGUGCGUUCUGUACUACCUGGACGACAACAUGAGUGACGACAUUUUGGAAUUCCUCCACGAGCUCUACAACAACGUAAAUAUAAUUAACAUUUUUAACAGUGAAGAGAUUGCGUACAUGAAAAAUAUUUUCCUUCAGAAUGAGAUCAGCUUUAAGAACUUCGAUACGCUGAGCGAAAUGGUGGAGGAACUGAUUAAGACAAACUACCACUACGUUUUAUUUACCACCCUGAAGAGCAAAAUGUUCAGAAAAAUAGCCAACGAGUAUAACGUUAUUCUGAAGCAGUCGACCGUUAACUACUUCUGCUCAUGGAAAAAUGAAUCCUACAAUAUAAUUGCGCAGGAGACGCUCAAAAGGAAUAACCUAAAUGUGGAUGUGUUUAGCAAGCUGCACAACACGGCGUUGAAAAUGUUCGAAUGUGUUCUACACCACUUGGAGGAAAAGCUAGAAAGGGAGAAAAAGGAAAAGUUUUUUUUCCUCAACGAGAUUAGCAGUCAUGCAAACUUUAGCGAUUAUCAGCGGGGUAACAACGGAGGGGAGAAAAAUUUUGGGGUCACCAAGAUGGAUGAGCAGAAUAGACGGUAUGAAAAGAACUCCACGCUAACCAAGUCGAAAAAUGCUCUACUGGAGGAAAACAAACAAUCCAUGGAGAUUAAGAACAGCCUCAAAAUGAACACGAAAGAAAGCUGCCAUAUGAAUUCCAACCAAACGAAGAUCAUCAUGCAGAGCAAGAAGACAAUAACCGAUGGAGCCGAGGAAAACGUUGCAGAUGGGGAGAACAAAAACGAAGAAGACGCCGAGAAUAAUAUAAAGUACAUCAGAAAUUCUAAGAUUGUGCAGGACAAGCUGAACAUCCAAAAGUUCAUCAAUUUUAAACACUUUUUCAACUUUUUACAAUUCUUCGAAAAGUUGUAUAAAAAAAAAUUUGAAGAAACGAACAACCAAGAAAAGAAAAUUAACAUGGCGCUGAGCAAGUUGGCCGACGCCAGGAACGAAAUUCAGGAAAUGCAAAUUCAGCUCAGUCUCCAGAAGGAAAACAUAUCGAAGAAGCAAACCGAAUGCACCCAACUGCUCAAAGAAAUAGAGGAAAAGAAACAAGAAUCCAAUGAAAAGAAAAAAAAAAUACAAGAAGAUAGCAUUCGAAUAUCCAGUGUCGAGAUAGAGACGCAAAAGCUAGCCGAAGAUGCGAGGAAAGAUUUACAAAAUGCAAUUCCCGAACUUGAAGUUGCCACCCAGUCGCUAGAACAGUUAGACAAAAAAAGCAUAUCAGAAGUAAAGGCGUAUACAAAACCGCCCGAUGUUGUUAUGCAAACUUUAUCCAUCGUUAUGAUCAUUUUGAAUAAAACCCCAAGUUGGGAACAAGCGAAAAUCGAACUAGGAGAUGCAAAUUUUUUAAACAAAUUGAAAUCCUUCGAUAAAGACUCCAUAUCUGAUAAGACGCUGAAAAAAAUUGAAAAGUUUACGAAAAAUCCGAUUUACUCUCCCAAGGCGGUUAAGAAGGUUUCCUCUGCUACGGGUGCGCUGUGCAUGUGGGUUCACGCCUUAAAAAUGUACGCACAAGUGUACAGGGAGGUGGCACCCAAGAGACUGCGACUGAAGCUGGCCGAAGAGUUACUCAGCAAGAAUAGAAAGGAGCUCGAGCUAACCAUGGAGCAGCUCAACCAAAUUGAGAAAAAUUUACUACACCUGCAGGAGCAACAUAAUGAAAGCACCAAAACGAGCGACGAACUCAGUAGAUCAUAUGAAGAGUCGUGUCAAAGGAUAGAAAAUGUAGAGAAAUUCUUCCUCAAUCUAAUGGACGAAAAAAACAGAUGGGAAAAAUACGUUAAAGAUAAUGAACGGGUUAGGAAGAGCAUAUAUGGGGAGUCAAUUCUCUCUUCCUUUUUUCUGGUCUACACUGGUUUGCUCAAUUAUGAAGAUCGAAAGUUUUUAAUUUACGAUGCCUGCUUAAAUUUGCUGAUUCGAAACCACAUUUUUGUUAACUCCAAUUUUAACGUGGUGGAUUAUUUUAUUGAUCCUAUUCAGUCCCUCGAAUUUAGAACCAAUUUUUUAUCUAACGAUAUAUACAUGAAGGAAAACUCUAUUCUAAUUAACAACAACUUUCUAGCCACGCUGAUAGUCGAUCCUCACUACCAGGCUGCCAACUGGAUUAGGAGAAGUUACCUCAACAAUGGAAAAGCGAUUAUCAUUUCUGAUUUUCAUUCUUCCGACAUUUUUUUUAAAAUCAUUCACUGUAUGAAUAGUGGGACGUCCCUACUGAUCAACUACCUCAAUGAGGAUUUGGAGGACAUCCUCCUUUUAACCAUAAAGAAAUACAACAAGUUCAUUUUGGAUAGAGAAAACAAUUCGCUCUUGGAUGAACGGCAGUGCCAAUCUGCGAACGACGCGCUCAUAAGGGAGUACGCCAGGAGGAAGAGGCAGCUUCAGGGGGAUUUCGAGGCAGGCCACAAAAACGCGGCGAACGACAGCGGGGGGGGCGCAGUUAGUGCACUUGGACAAGUAACCCCAGUUAACGGCGUUAACUUAGCCAGCGGAUCAGGCGGAAUAGGCAGGAUGGCCUACGAGGAGAAGCUCUACCGCAUGAAGCUGCAGCUUCUGGACGGACUAAACAUCCACAAAAACUUCAAACUCUUCCUAGUGUCCAACAAAAACUGCUUCAGUUUGGAGCCGAUCUUUUACACCCUCACCACGGUUAUCGUAUUCAGCCUGAACAAAGAAUCCCUAGACAACAUUCUCCUAAAUGUGAUUAUUAUGAAUGAAGAGAAAAACUUAGAGAAGGAAAACAAAGAAUGUCUCAUGCGUCUAAUCCGAGUGAAAAAAGAAAUCAUAAAAUUAGAAAAUAACAUCCUAGAACAUAUAACAAAAAGUGAAAAGAAAAUUACAGAAGAUGACCAACUGAUUAAUAUUCUCCUACAGUCUAAGUCCGAAAUUGAUGAAAAAAAUGGACACCUAGAAGAAGUUAAUGAUACCAUAAGCAGAAUGAAUAUGAAUAAAAAUAUGUUUAAACCGUUGGCCAAAAAAGUUGCCAUUUUGUUUACCAUACUGAAUGAUUUGAAGUAUGUUAAUAAUUAUUACCAAUUUUCGUUGGACCAUUUUAUCUCCUUUUUUACCUACUGUAUGGAAGUUUUCAAAAAAAAUAAAAAGAUUUCAUCCAGCUCUACUACGGAGAGGCAAGAAAUUCUGUUCAACAGCUACUUCUUCGAAUUUUUGAAGUACACUAAAGUGUCCCUUGCCAACAAGCACCACCUUUUUUUUGUGUUUUACUCAUUGUGCAAAAUUAUGGUUUUUGAAAAUAAAAUCUCUCAGGAGGAUUACAACUUCUUCACCUUCGGCAGUGAGGCCAGUGGUGAACAGGUGCACACCAAAUAUCUGAAGAGACUCACCAGGGAGGACAGCCAGAAGGGCAAGGGGGACCACCACGCAGGCACACACAGGGGGAAGAAAAGGACCAAGAGCAAGCGGAGAAAGGAGGCGCACCGCGUGGAGGGAAAGUCCGCCGCGGGGAAAGACGCUUCCGAUUCGAACAAUUAUGCGGAGGGGGAGAAGCAGGGCGAGGAAGAGGAAGACGCAGAAGAGGAGGAAGAAGAGGAGGAAGAAGAGGAGGAAGAGGAGGCAGAGGAGGAAGAGGAGGACGCGGAAGACGCAGAAGAGGAAGACGCGGAAGAAGCAGAAGAGGAUGAAGACGAUCAAAACGGGGACGAUUCGAACCGAGAGGGGGAAGACCCGGACGGCAGCGAGCGCAGCGAAGCAGGAGAGCCCGCCAAGCAGGGCGCGCGAAAGGUGAAGGGAGGUGAACCCAAAAAAGACGGAACCGAACCGGAGGGGAAGACCACCCUGGAGGAAAACCAAAAGAACAACACUGAUGGCGAAACAGACAAACUGAAGGGAGCCCCCAACACGAUGAACAACAAAAGGAAAAAACAAAGCAAAAAGAAAAAGUGCAAUUCGAAUAGGAAAAUGCCAAAUGAUUACCAAGAAGAGGACCAUUUCAAGGAGUACUCAGAAUAUGACGAUACAAACAGCAACUGUGGAGCAGCAAAUGAGGAUCAUUCUACAGAUGUAAUAAAUCCGGGUAACGAUUGGAUAAGCGAAGAAAAGUGGAAAUACCUUCUGCACAUCGAGAGGCUGAAAAACUUCGAAGGAUUCAUCAACUCAUUUGUUAAGUCAAUCAGAGAAUGGAGAAGAUGGUUCAAUUUUCUGGAGGUAGAAAACUAUGUACUUCCAGACGAAUGGGAAUUUAAUUUGAACUCUUUCCAAAAAUUAAUUAUCAUCAAAAUUUUAAGGCCAGACAGGUUAAACAAAGCCAUAGAAAAUUUAGUGUACGCUAAUGUCUCCUACAACGAUAUUGAGAUAGACCACAUGAACUUCCAAUUCAUUUUGAGACCCUCCAGCAGUAUUGAUCCCCUCACGAUUAUUUACAAGAACAAUUUUGACCCCUUCCAGUAUGUGUAUAAUUACGCUCUGGAGAAUAACCAAAAGUUGAAAAAUUUAACCCUAACGAAUGAGAACAUUCAUUAUGUGUACCACUACUUGAGGGAUGCCAUGGAGAAGGGACACAUCCUCUUCAUUUCUAAUUUGCACAACUCGGUUAAUAAUUUGCAUAAGCUAGCCAAAAUUAUUGAAAAUCUGCUAAGCAGUGGUACUACGUCGGGGCUCACACUCAGCAGCAGUUCUGAUGAAAUUGGUUUUGACGCGAACACCGUUGGGGUUACAAACAUAGCGAGUGAACAGCGGGAGGAAAGCCCCAAAUUGGAAGAACCAGGAAGGGGCGCCACAGAAGGGGAGGGACACCUGGAAAGUGUGCAAAUAGACGGGGGAGAUAUAGACCAGCUGUUCAAUUCGAGGCAAGCCGAUUCGUUGCCCUACAGUGCGCUGAUAGACGAGGAGUAUGGCAGUGGACCCGGUGGGAAUGCCCCCCUCAUGCCGCAAAUCGACCGCGGAACGAUACGAGUACACCCAAACUUCCGCCUCUUCCUAUCCUCCCUGCCGAAUGAGAAAUUCCCAACGGAAUUACUGCAGAAAAGCAUCAUCGUCAUUUUGGAAGAGCCGCCCAACAUAAAGAAAAGCAUAUCAAUUUUAUUCAAAGAGCAGUGGGAAUUGGAGGAAAAUAAAAACAUACAGCUAAUCAAGUAUAAAAAAUUGAUGCUGAGUUUGUUCUGGUUUCAUUCAAUACUUAACAAUAGGAAAAAAUUUUACAACUUGGGAUGGAAUAGCGAAAAUUAUUUUUUCAACAAUAAGGAUAUCAUGUUGAGUAAGUACAUUUCGCAAAUAUUCUUCAACAAAAAUAUCAAAGAAAUUUACUGGCCUUAUUUCCACUACUACAUUUGUGACAUUAUCUAUGGGUCCAAAAUUAAUGACUCCUUUGAUAAGGAGCUGCUGAAUAUAUACGCAAAUGAAUUUUUCAACAACAAUAUAUUUAAGGGGAAGUACCUUUUUUCCAGCUCCCCCAAUUAUUACCUGCCCAACGACGUGACGAAUGAGAAGGUGCUGAACAAUUACUUGAAAGAAAUUCCACAUAAUGAUAGUGUGGAGAUAUUUGGGCAGAAGACAUGUGCUGAAAUUCCUUUCAAUACAAUUGCCUCUGAAGGAAUUGUUUCUCUUUUCUUUCACGUCAACUCGUUGCACCGUAAUCAGUACCAUUUCCACAGUGCGAAACCCAAUCAUGUGAAUGAGAAGGAGGUGUAUUCCUUUACGAAGAUGCUUCUGCAGGGCAUGCCGCACGAGGUCUAUGUGGACGACUUGAUGAAGAAGCAGUGCAUGCAAGAGCAGUACGUUUACGCCAACCUCAUGUGCCAGGAGAUUUACAAGCACAACUUGGUGCUGCGCCGGGUGCGGAGGUCGAUCGCGAAGGUGCAGUGCGCGCUCAAAGGCGAAACCGUGAUAAACAAGCAAAUUUACAAAACCAUCAGAUACCUUAGCGACGGACUGGUGCCAAACUCCUGGAAGACCUUUUACAUAUCGAAAAAGAAUUUACUUCCCUUUUUUGAAGAUUUAAACGAAAGAGUAAACCAGCUGAACGAGUGGAGCAUCAACGGGGCGUUGUCAAUUCACUGGCUCGGCGGGUUCUGUAACCCUAGAAGUAUCUUAAAAUAUAUUUUAUAUGAAUAUUCAAAAAAGAAUGACAUCAGCCAUGAUUUAAUUACGUUUGAAUUUACGUCCAUUAACAAGGCGGAUGAAAUUAAGCUAAAAAGCAGAAGCAUCGAGGAGGGCAUUUACAUAAAGAAGUUAAUUCUGCAGGGCGCUAAAUGGGAUUUCAUCAGCCAGACGUUAAUGGAGACGGACAACAACAGUUUGUACUUCAUCAUUCCGACUGUGUAUCUCAAAGUUGUAUUGAAAAAAAAAAGCAAAGAGGACAAUGACAUUUAUUAUUGCCCCCUGUACAUGUGUCAGGAGAAGAACGUCGUGGACAUUAGGGAGAACUACCUGAUGAAGGUGAGUUUUGCGCAGGACAGUAAAAGGUUUUUUUUCCUCACAUUUUUUUUCCAUUUUUUUCUCACAUUUUUUCCAUUUUUUUUCCAUUUUUUUCCAUUUUUUUCCAUUUUUUUUCCAUUUUUUCCCUUUUUCCCGCAUGACGCAUACGCAGGUUGGACUGCGCACAGGGUCGAAGAACCCAUCCGAGUGGGGCAAGCUGGGCGUGCGCUUGUUUCUAACGAACGAGUGUUAAGCUCGCGGAGGAGAAGCCCAUAUGAGCAGCUUUGCGCUUGAAUGAGGAUGCGCCAGUGCCACAUAGCCAGUUGCAAUUCGGGGAUACCCCCCUUGGUCGCUCGGCAGUUUAGCGGUCCCCUUGCAUUCGCAAGAUCCCCAUGUCGUAGCAACAGGUUGUGCGCUUGAUAGAGAAGAAGCUGGCGUGCACAUCUAAUAUAACAGCGCGUGGAUUUAAAAAAAAAAAAAUACAAAUAACAUCUUUUUCUUCACCUUAGAGUUGUAUUACAACCUAUGGGAAGAAGAAAAAAAAAUUUAUUCCAAACCCCUUUUCGUUUGCAUUUACCUGCAAAAAAAUUGCUUCCCUUUUUGAUUAUAAAAAAGCUUUAAUGAAUUUUUUUUCCCGUUACUUUGAGGCGAAUCCCGUUUUGCGCAUUUUUUUUUUUUGCAAUUUUGUGCGCAUAUCGCAGUACAUGAUUAACGUUGGAGUAUUUAUUCGUAUGAUGUUACGGCGCGCUCCAUUUUGCUGUACCCUUUUGCGUUACCUCUUUGACACUGUUCCCUUGGAGUGACUAAGGGGAUCCCACUCGCAGGCUAAUUCUUUGGCCUCACUAACGUACUUUGCAAACGUGAAAAGGUUGAUUAAUUUAAAAAAAGGGUAGAGUAAACAGCAAAGGAGCGAAACAUUCGUAUAAUUUUUUUUUUUUUUAACCACAUUUAUGUGAACGCAUUUAUGUGAC